GCCCCCUUUAAUCAUUUCUGAGUAGGUUCGGUUUUGACGAAAACUGAGUGUUUUUAAACGUGCGUGUAAAAUGACAGCUUUCUGAAAAAUUCAAACUUUCUUGUUGCUGCGUGGAAUUGGUGGUGUUUCACUUCCGUUAAGUUCUGUGCUGAUUUUUCUCUUCGAGUUUGCAGUUAGAAAGCGGAAUUCAAUUCGCGAUGAUUGAUGUGGAGACGCGGGCCAUUUCACGGCAACGGCGGCGGAGCUUCGACACCGGGACUCAGCCCAGAACUAGCCUCCCACUCAGACGAAGGGCUACGAGCAUGGAAUCGCCACGAGUCUGGUGUCCGAAAAAGCGGAAUCGUAAGCCCGCUGUCGCCGAAUUAUCCGAGGAGAACUUGGACGACGAAGGCCGGGUCAGCGAGGUCUCGGUUCUCGCUGUGAAAGGCGACGCCAUGUCGAUGUCGCCGUCGUGGUCGCAGUACAACGCUAUGGGAGGACUGGAACGGCUGCGCGCCUGGAUCGCCAGCGUAAACGAGCACUGCUUUACCAAAUAAAUGAUAUAAACGAACAUACAAAACUUAAAUUUUUCCGAAAAAGACUUUUUUCAAAAAGUUGUCUAUCUCUCCCUAUUUUUUUGUGUUAGGUUCCGGGAGGAUUUUGGCCAGCUAGGUAAGUUAAGGUGCCGUUUUUUUGUUGGAUGCAUAUUCAACCCGACGUGACCGCGCCGUGUUCUUGACGAAAGACGGGAGGAGCUUCGGUUAGUAAAUCCGUUGCGGGGAUUUAAAGCGGUGUUUUGAAGUGGUUUUAGCUUGCAGCGGCCGAAGUAAAUGUUUUGGAACGCUUGUGAUAAAAAGUGAGAAAGCGCAAUUUUUGGAAUGUGUGUGUGUGUAUGUGCAAAGUUGCUGAUGGUGGAUUAAAAAUUCU
Culex pipiens pallens (northern house mosquito) is the source of this 906-nucleotide messenger RNA. RefSeq lists its product as uncharacterized. The transcript has 2 exons. The record is from RefSeq and is a predicted model, not a curated record. The coding region runs from base 198 to 536 and encodes 112 amino acids. NCBI's taxonomy places the organism in Eukaryota, Metazoa, Arthropoda, Insecta, Diptera, Culicidae.